Molecule: messenger RNA, 3725 nt
Organism: Salvelinus fontinalis (brook trout)
Lineage: Eukaryota; Metazoa; Chordata; Actinopteri; Salmoniformes; Salmonidae
Product: BTB/POZ domain-containing protein KCTD9
Exons: 12
Coding region: 309-1478 (389 amino acids)
Biological process (GO): intracellular signal transduction; protein homooligomerization
Molecular function (GO): protein binding
Source: RefSeq, a predicted model, not a curated record
AAUGAGCGGGUGUGGAUCGGGCUAUACAAGAACGGUGUGACAUAAAUACUUAACCAUAUUCAAGAAUGAUGGCACGCAUCAGCUUGUAAAACAAGUACACCCAAUGUUGGCCCUUGAUUGGCUCACCUACUUUCUGAUUCAAAAUUUGAUUGGUUUGAUUGUGAACCCCUAAGAAAUAUGUCCAUUCCAUUGGUAGGCUGGAGUUCAACGUUUCCUUCUUGCGUUUCGUCCCACUGUCAAAUCUGCUAGCUAGCUGCUCCCGCUGUGAUUCAUUGUUCUGGGAUUAGUAUUUAAACGUGUUACAAAGAAUGAGAAGAGUUACUCUUUUUGUGAACGGGACGUCCAAAAAUGGCAAGGUUGUAGCUGUGUAUGGGACCUUGGCCGACCUGUUAUCUGUAGCAAGCAAUAAGUUGGGAAUCAAAGCCUGUAAUUUAUACAAUGGAAAAGGUGGUCUUAUAGAUGACAUAGCGCUCAUCAGGGAUGAUGAUGUUUUGUAUGUCUCAGAGGGAGACCCCUUUGUUGACCCACAGAAUGAUGUCAGGACUACAGACGGCCUGCCUAGGGCACACACAGAUUGGCUGACCCUUAAUAUUGGGGGGCGUCUCUUCACCACCACACGCAGUACCUUGGUCAGCAAGGAGCCAGAGAGCAUGCUUGCUCACAUGUUCCGGGAGAAGGAUGUAUGGGGUAACAAGCAGGAUGAACGUGGGGCUUACCUGAUUGACCGCAGCCCAGAAUACUUUGAGCCUAUUCUUAAUUACCUGCGACAUGGCCAGCUCAUUAUCAAUGAAGGUAUCAAUUUACUUGGGGUUUUGGAGGAGGCUCGAUUCUUUGGAAUUGAGCAGCUGGCUGAUCAGUUGGAAGUAGCAAUAAAGAAUAACCAGCCACCUGAGGACCACUCUCCCAUCUCUCGCAAGGAGUUUGUUCGGUUUCUGCUGGCUACACCCACCAAAUCAGAGCUCCGCUGUCAGGGACUUAAUUUCAGUGGUGCUGAUCUCUCUCGCCUCGACUUGCGCUACAUCAACUUCAAGAUGGCCAACCUGAGUCGCUGCAACCUGACACAUGCCAACCUAUGUUGUUCAAACCUGGAGCGGGCUGACCUCUCUGGGGCCAACCUUGAUGGUGCUAACUUGCAGGGUGUAAAAAUGCUCUGUUCAAAUGCUGAGGGGGCGUCUCUCAAAGGAUGUAAUUUUGAAGACCCGUCUGGUCUAAAGGCGAACUUGGAGGGUGCCAAUCUAAAAGGUGUUGACAUGGAGGGAAGUCAGAUGACUGGAAUUAAUCUGCGUGUGGCCACUCUAAAAAAUGCUAAACUGAAGAACUGUAACCUACGGGGUGCCACUUUGGCAGGAACUGAUCUUGAGAAUUGUGAUCUGUCUGGCUGUGACCUACAAGAGGCCAACUUGAGAGGGUCCAAUGUGAAGGGGGCCAUUUUUGAAGAGAUGCUGACUGCAUUGCACAUGUCUCAGAGUGUCAGAUGACUCCCCUGCACAUUCCACCUGGAUUCAGGCUGGUUAAUCUCAUGAAUGCCUGGCAACGAUGUUAUUAUGCCAGCAAAUCCCACCCACCCCUACUAUCAAGCUUCCUGGACCCUUAUGCAAUACAUGCAUUUUAUGCACAUCCCUGGCAUCCCACAUCCCUUCCACCUGAUAUACUAGCUUUAAAUCUCUUGCACUAGAGCACAUCCAGGGUUAUCUGUUUCUGUUAUAUAGUGGAAUAUUUUAAAUGUCUGACUGUCUUUUUUUUCCCAAACCAAAAUAUUGAAUGUUCUUUAUGUAUGUUUACUAUUAUAUCUGGAUUCAAUCCUAACUUAUUAUUAUUUUUAUGAUUUCUAGAUGUGUGUUUUCUAGAUUAUUUAAUGUCUGUAAAUCAAAGAUUAUCAAACUAUAAGUGCAUGAAAGUAAAAAAGGGCCUCAAUCAAGACUGUGGUAAAGCAUAAAUGGGAGAUGACAUUGUGUGACUGUACAUUCUUAUCAAUGUACUUAAAGUUCCAGAUAUGCUUUAUGAUUAGGAUGUUUAUUUUCUAAGUCAAAGCCAUACCGUAGCAUGGUGAAAAUGGCAAAAAUAAUUUGCUGUUAUUGCACCACACAAUUAUGCUGUGGAAUUAAUUUUUCAUAUAAGACUGUGGGUGUUGAACUGUAUUCAACAGAAUUUCAAGUAUGCAAUGUACUCUUUCCUUGCUGCCUGUCGUUUUUGGUGUUCUCCGUGAAUCUACCUCCUUAUUUUCUACCCCUGUCUGAUAUCUAGUUGCAUGCAUUUCACUGUAGUUUUGGCUCUUGUGUGAAAUUCAUCAUAUCCAAAUAUUAUCAAAGUGAAUGUGUGUUUUAAUUGUGUUACUGUCAUGUUCAAGCUUGUGUAGCACUUAGUUGUAUAACACUCCCCUCAAGGAGACCACAACCAAUGAACAGGGCAUAUCAUUCAGUCAUGUCUUGAAAUUUUGCUUUGCACAAAUGUCUAAAUGGUAUGUUUUGGUCAGUAACUUCAGUUUUACUCACUCAUAGGACACCAAGUUAAAUGUGCUUGUAACAUAAUGUAUUUCAAAUCUAGUGCUUCCAAAACAUUAUUAGGAUAGCAAAAUGUUAUCACUGCUGGACUGUGAUUGUUACAAUCUCAGUUCUUUUAGAACAAUGUCUGCAUGUUUAAAGACUGCAUAUUCUCUGGCUGUAGCUGAAAGAGUUUGAGAUGCAAUAUUCUCUCUAUACUCUAUUUCACAGUAGGUAGGUACUCAUCUGUCAUGAUAAUGAACACAACCAUAAAGAAUAUUGCACCUUGAGUGUGGAGAUUGUCAAUAUCAGAACCUUGAAGGAACAAUGGUUAUUUAUUUUGAUAUAACAUUGUAUUCAAGAAAUAUUGGAUGAAAGUUCUUUAAAUAUCGGGUGUGUUUCUCUCUUUUCCCUGUCUAUAAUUAUUGCACUCAACCACAAAAAUGUAAUUAAAAAAAUUACUGUAAUUUUUUUUUAAAGUAUCUGUAAUGAAUUACUUGUGCAAAUUAAAUAAUGGUAUCUUUUCACUAACUUUCCAAAAUAACUGCCCUGUGCCUAAUUAAUUUCAUUGUUGCUGCUGUAAAAGUGCACAGUCAUACCUGUAUUUUAGGCUUUUAAAAGGCUCUUUGGGUUCCUGAAGUGGAGAUACUUAGUGCUGCUCUGCAAUAUAUGUUUGAGUGGAUCCUUUUUUCUUUAAUUACACUUUUUUGUGACCUCUGGUGAAGUGAUGGGACUAAGGGGCCAAUAAAACCUCAGACACAUUAACUGCUCAGAGUAAGGCUGACUAUUUGAAGAAUAGAAGACAAACAUUUCCGGUUGCUGCUGCUCUUGGUGGUGGAACUACUAUCAACAUUGGUCCUUAUCCAAUGAUGGGAGGGAUGUUCCUAUAGUUGCAUAGUAAAUUCUAGCUAAAUGACAAUUCUACAGAUGGCUGAAGAUGGAGUUUGUUUGGCUGUGAUGUCUCACCUCAUGCCAAAAUGUACAGACUAAGGGAAUUUGUGAGUGACAUUUACAAUUUUGCAAAUAGGGCAGUUUCCCUUCAAGAAGCUACCCAGAAGUUGAAAAGAAAUGGAAAUUGUGUUGGUAGUUACUUUUUUCAUUGAUGUGUUUUUUUUCUCAAGGUUUUAUCCAAAUUGUAAACUAUAUUUUUAAUUUAGUUUUUUUGUAGGCAACCCUCGCUGACAGAAAGUGGACUCAAAAAUAUAUUGCAAAUGUAUGCUAACGCUAAUAAAAAUUGCAGUGCCA